UCCCGAGUCACUCCUCCAGCAGAUUGGGCACCCCGCAUAAGCACACUAUCACCCCUCUUCCACUCCCUGGUCGACUUCAGGCUUACACUCCUUUGCUUAUCUCCAUGCUACUUGCUGCAUAGCUAUAUAUAAGUCCCUCAUGAGAUAUCUCACCCGCCUCUUACUCUGCUCUCCUUCCGCUCCGAGACCCUUAGUUUCAAUUGCGCGAAUCGCAUACCCUCCUCAAUUGAUAAUGGCCAGCACAUCAACUGUCGCGCAUGGCGGUAGCAACAGGCCCAGCACGUGGCAAGGUGCUGGCGCCGCUGAGUUCGAUCUCAGAAGCGAUACCAUGACAAAACCUACGCCCACAAUGCUGGAAGCCAUCUGCCAAACCACGCUUCUCGACGACGUCUUCGGUGAAGACCCCACAACAAAUGACCUGGAAGCAUACGUGGCGGAGCGGACACAGCAUGAAAGUGCUUUGCUGGUAAUGUCUGGCACCAUGGGCAAUCAGGUCGCGAUCCGCACCCAUUUGAAGGAGCCACCCUACUCAGUGCUGUGCGAUCACCGUGCACAUAUCCUCCGCUACGAGGCUGGAGGUGUCAGCUCUUUGACUGGUGCGACUGUUUUCCCAGUUGUUCCCAAAAAUGGCACCUACCUUACUCUGGAGGACAUUCAAAAGCAUGCCGUGCUGAGUGAGAAUAUCCACUAUUGUCCCACGAAAGUCAUAAGUCUCGAGAACACCCUGGACGGGAGGGUUAUGCCACUCGCGGAAGCUCAGAGGAUCACUGAGUGGGCGCAUGCAAAUGGUAUCAAAGUGCACCUUGAUGGUGCGAGACUAUGGGAAGCAGUGGUGUCUGGCGCAGGUAGCCUGCCAGAAUACGCCUCCCUGUUUGACAGCGUGAGUCUGUGCUUCUCCAAAGGUCUAGGCGCUCCCAUCGGCAGUAUCAUCGUAGGGUCCGCAGACUUUAUCAAGAAGGCUCGGUGGUUCCGGAAGACGAUUGGCGGAGGAGUGCGUCAAGCGGGCGUGCUGGCGGCGGCCGCCCGAGUCGCCGUUGAAGAAACUUUCGGGUCUGAUCCUCAUGGCAAGCAAGGAAAACUCCUCUCAUCGCAUCAAAAUGCAAAGAAGGUUGCUCAGCUAUGGACAAGUCUAGGAGGCAAGCUCUCCCACCCAGUGGAGACAAACAUGGUCUGGCUGGAUCUCGAGGCGUCGGGGCCAGGAUGCAACGAUCUGGAGACCAUCGCCCAGGAAAAGGGUCUCAAGCUAUCAGGUAAUCGAAUUGUAAUUCACUACCAGGUAUCCGACGAGGCCAUUGCCCGGUUGGAGCAAGUCUUCAAGACAGCAUUGAGCGGAGAGUAUCAACGUAGUACUGAUCGAAGUAAGCCCUACGGUACGCGAUAGAUAAAGAAACUGGUGAUGCAAGAUGGUAUAUAGAGUCC
This is a messenger RNA of Aspergillus saccharolyticus JOP 1030-1, 1419 nucleotides long. RefSeq names its product threonine aldolase GLY1. Gene Ontology annotation, molecular function: L-allo-threonine aldolase activity. Bases 233 to 1381 code for a protein of 382 amino acids. Gene Ontology annotation, cellular component: cytosol. The transcript is spliced from 3 exons. Gene Ontology annotation, biological process: L-threonine catabolic process; glycine biosynthetic process. Lineage: Eukaryota; Fungi; Ascomycota; Eurotiomycetes; Eurotiales; Aspergillaceae. The record is from RefSeq and is a predicted model, not a curated record.